CCACAUCGAUUUCAUUGUUCACAUUGUGCCAGAACCCCCAGGGCCCAGGGACACACCUCAACCUGAAACCUGCCAAGACUGACACUCAGACAAGAUCAGAGCAGCCCCAGCGCGGAACCAGGUGCUGCCUGGAGCAGGCACACCCAGUCGCUGCCGCGCGCCCUCCGAAACCCCAACUGCCCCGGGGCGCAUUCCUCCCGCUUCCUUUCGGACGGCUAGGCUUAAGCUGAAGGCAGGCGGAUACGAGUCUUUAGCGAAACAGCCCUGAAGCCCAACUGGAGUUUUAUUUCUAGAGCGAGAACGGGCUGGGGCAGGGGGUGGAGAGGAGCUCGCCGAGCCGGAGCGCGUCACCGUCUCCCGGAGAGACGCCGCGCCGCGCGAUUUGCAGAGGCGCUCGCUCUCCCGCAGCCGGAGGGCGCAGCGGAGACACGAAAGUGGCGCGGGCGGCCCGGAGCGCGCGAUCGCGGGCGGGAGGCAGGCGGGGAGGGGCGCCCACCGCGCGCGGCAAGGUCCGGGGUCCCGGGACGCACGGCCCACGCGCUCCUCUCCCAGCGCCCGAGAGCACGUGCGCGGCCCGUGGGGCGUCCGGCCCGGCCGGCCCCGGGCGCGGGGCUCCCGCAAAGAUGACCCCUGGCUGGGUGCUGUUCUGCCUGCUCCCCGCGGUACGGGCCGCGGACGAGCGGAGCCCUGGGGCGGCCCUAGCGGGCCCCAAUGCUUCGCACUUCUUCUGGAACAACUACACCUUCUCAGACUGGCAGAACUUCGUGGGCCGAAGGCGCUAUGGGGCCGAGUCCCAGAACCCCACGGUGAAAGCCCUGCUUAUCGUGGCUUACUCUUUCAUCAUCAUCUUCUCGCUCUUUGGCAACGUUCUGGUCUGUCAUGUCAUCUUCAAAAACCAGCGGAUGCACUCGGCCACCAGCCUCUUCAUCGUCAACUUGGCCGUCGCCGACAUCAUGAUCACGCUCCUCAACACCCCCUUCACUUUGGUCCGCUUUGUGAACAGCACGUGGGUAUUCGGGAAAGGCAUGUGCCACGUCAGCCGCUUCGCACAGUACUGCUCCCUGCACGUCUCUGCCCUUACGCUGACGGCCAUCGCCGUGGACCGCCACCAGGUCAUCAUGCAUCCUUUAAAACCCCGGAUCUCAAUCACAAAAGGUGUCAUCUACAUUGCAGUCAUCUGGACCAUGGCAACGUUCUUUUCCCUCCCACACGCUAUCUGCCAGAAAUUAUUUACCUUCAAGUACAGUGAGGACAUUGUCCGCUCCCUGUGCCUGCCAGACUUCCCUGAGCCAGCCGACCUCUUCUGGAAGUACCUGGACUUGGCCACUUUCAUCCUGCUUUACAUUCUGCCCCUCCUCAUCAUCUCCGUGGCCUAUGCCCGUGUGGCCAAGAAGCUGUGGCUGUGCAACACCAUCGGUGACGUGACCACGAAGCAGUACCUGGCCCUGCGGCGCAAGAAGAAGAAGACCAUCAAGAUGCUGAUGCUGGUGGUGGUUCUCUUUGCCCUCUGCUGGUUCCCCCUCAACUGCUACGUUCUCCUGCUGUCCAGCAAGGUCAUUCGCACCAACAACGCCCUCUACUUUGCCUUCCACUGGUUCGCCAUGAGCAGUACCUGCUACAAUCCCUUCAUCUACUGCUGGCUCAAUGAGAACUUCAGGGUCGAGCUGAAGGCGCUGCUGCGCAUGUGCCAGAGGUCACCCAAGCCUCAGGAGGGGCAGCCACCCUCCCCUGUGCCCUCCCUCAGGGUGGCCUGGGCAGAGAAGAGCAGCAGCCGCAGGGCUCUUCCAGCCAACAGCCUCCUGCCGUCCUCCCAGGUGCAGUCUGGGAGGACAGACCUGGCGUCCGUGGAACCCAUUGUGACCAUGACUUAGAGGAGGAGGCAGGGAAGGGGUGGGAGUGAGGGGCUCUGUCUGCCGAGGAUUAUGGCAGAGCGCCUGAGAACAGAGCCUGGAAAAGAGUCUGUCCUCACACAUGAUGAACUUCACAUGCCAGAAACAAGUUCCUGCAGAAGCCCGAGGGCACUUGAGUUCCCACACAACUCUGUCCAGCCUCUUGGCUCCAUUAGAGAAAGCAAAAAGGCAACUUCCAGCUCAACACGUAUUGGUGAAUUUCUGUCUGAGACAUGCUGGUUCCACGAGCCAGAGGACCUGGGACAGCUUCUGCUCACAUGGGGGUUGAGUUAGGCAACUGCUCCCAACAGUAAGGUAGCCUCUUUACAACACUCCCCACCACUGAUCACUUGUGAUGGACCCUGGAGUCAGACUUGGGGUGUGCACAACCCAGGGGCACAGCACUGCUUGAGACAGGACCGUUGGCCAAUGAGAGGUUCGCCAGCCAGAGCUGGUGUGGAGCUUUGAAUGCCUUGCUUUCUGAAGUCGCUGGAGCAAGAUGAAUCCCAGUUCUACGGAGGCCCAAAACAUGACAAGAAAGGGCUGACUGGGUUCUUUACUUUAGUAAACAGGAAUUACCAAGUUUCCUUAAAACAAAGAAAAACUCUCAUUGAAAGUUUGAAACAUUCAGAAAAGCACAAAGAGGAAAAUAAAAACUACCCCCUUCUCCCACUAACUUGUGAUAAUUUCUGUCAAAAUGCUAUGGAUUUCUUGGCAACUUUUUUCUGUAUGUGUGUGUCAGUGAUUUUCGUUUCAUGUUGAAUUACAGUUUUCCAUUUAGAAAUAAGAAAUACAAGCAUAACCGAGAACUCCUGAACCCCUCUCCCAGGAGUAAUAUCUACUGGAAGAGUGAGAUGAGAUGGGAGAAGAGCCCAAGGAGAAAACUGUCCCAGAGCAGACAGACUGCCUUCAUUCUGCAACCAGUGGUGGGAAGGGCCUGGUUAAAGGACCUCUCUUGGGAUGGUGGCCAUUGUGAUAAACCAGAUACAAAAGAUCCAACCAGAAAAAAAAGAUACAUCCAAGAGAUACAACUCCUCCUCUCCUGCAAUCUCACAGAACAAGAUGCGAUGAAGUACCUCUCUGCUUUUGCAGGAGAUGAGAGAGCAGGCUUUCCAACAUGCUCCCAAGCUGUCUAGACAGGCUGUUUCUCCUCUGUGUUGUCUGAAUAGUAAGGCUUUUUCGCACCAAUUUCCACAAAACAGCUUACAUUCAACCUUACUCUGGUGGCUCACAUGUUACUUAUCAAAACCUAUGGCAUCAUGAUGGUCCUUAAUAACUCAGCUUGCCAGAGAAACCUCAUUCCAGAGACGAUGAGUGUUUUCAUCAUCUUCGGUCUGGUCCUGAGUGAGUCACAGUGUCACCCAGGAGAGAGAUGCCCUAGGCAGAGGAGAGCUUCAUUCACCACCCUUAAGCAAGUGCUGCUCUCAUGCUGGUUUGAGGUUUCUUUCUAGCAACCAGAGAGAUUCUGAAAACACAAUAGCCGUUGGCUGAGUGGAAAACUGAGGCUCAGGGAGAAGGGGUUUGUCUGAGGUUCACUUAGAUCUCUUGGCUGUUAACUGGACUUUGUCAUAUCAUCUGCUUCCCUAAAACGAAUCCUGGGGGUUCAUUAUUACUAUUCUGUUUUGGGGAUGUUUGAAAAUUUCAAGCUGUAAAGUUUAAAAAAUCAUCUUCUGAACAGUGGGUAAAAAAGUGACUUUCAUGGGACGUGCAUGCUACAUUGCUUCAGUUGUGUCCGACCCAGGGAUCAAACCUGGGUCUCCUGCACUACAGAUAAGUUCUUUACCAUCUGAGCCACCAGGGAAGCCCAUAGGUUCCACCUUCAUGGGAGAGAGGGAGGCUUUUAGGCCCAUAGGGAUACCAGGCGGGUUUUUUCCAGCCCAAAAGGCUCCCAGGCCUGAGCCUAUUGUCUUUUAAUGCUGUAAUGAUAUCCUUUGAAUCAGAAAGAGAGCAAGUGGCAGAGCUAUGAAAAGUUUGUCCUGCUCUGAAAUCAGACGAAAAGUUUGCCUUCGCUUCCUCCUCUCUGAGGGCCUAUAGAAAUGCUGCCAAGUCACAGGGAAGGUCUUUCUCUGGUGGAAGUCCCGCCCCACUAAGGUCUGGGUCUGCUGUCAGCUCUCCGUCUCCCAUCUCCCUCCACUUCAUCGACCUUCCCUGUGUGUCUCAGAACAAAAAGUGCUUUGUGUUUAAGAAAGUGACAUGUGUCACCCUGGAACCUCUGCACUGUGCUGUCGUGAAGACUUGACUGUAACUUGUUCCAGUGUCAAUAAAAUACAUAGUGGCUGUGUG
Bubalus bubalis (water buffalo) is the source of this 4172-nucleotide messenger RNA. RefSeq names its product G protein-coupled receptor 83 (gene GPR83). The transcript has 4 exons. Gene Ontology annotation, biological process: neuropeptide signaling pathway. The record is from RefSeq and is a predicted model, not a curated record. Bases 624 to 1871 code for a protein of 415 amino acids. Gene Ontology annotation, cellular component: membrane. Gene Ontology annotation, molecular function: neuropeptide Y receptor activity. NCBI's taxonomy places the organism in Eukaryota, Metazoa, Chordata, Mammalia, Artiodactyla, Bovidae.